This is a messenger RNA of Anopheles moucheti, 1556 nucleotides long. Its product is annotated as zinc finger protein 436-like. Gene Ontology annotation, biological process: regulation of transcription by RNA polymerase II. The coding region runs from base 13 to 1380 and encodes 455 amino acids. The transcript is spliced from 2 exons. Gene Ontology annotation, cellular component: nucleus. Gene Ontology annotation, molecular function: DNA-binding transcription activator activity, RNA polymerase II-specific; RNA polymerase II cis-regulatory region sequence-specific DNA binding; zinc ion binding. The record is from RefSeq and is a predicted model, not a curated record. Lineage: Eukaryota; Metazoa; Arthropoda; Insecta; Diptera; Culicidae.
AAUAAAUUUACGAUGGAAACGUGCCGUGCGUGUCUGCAAAAGAAUGCAGAAAAAUAUGUCUCGGUUUUUAAGAAAAUCCACCAAAUAACACUGGACGGAAUGUUUCAUUCGCUUACCGGUUUAAGUGUGUCUUCAGGCGAUGGUCUUCCUCAAUGUUUUUGUGAAGAAUGCGCAUAUUUUAUUGUAACUUGUAACAAUUUCCGUAAAAAAUGUCUAAAAUCGGAUGCUCAUCUUCGUGCAGUUGCGAGUAAUGCUGUUAGCGAAGACUUGCUAUAUAAAAUUGAAGAAUGCGGGAAUACAUCGGAGGAAGGUUAUAUAGAUGAAUCGGAAAAUAUUGUUACGGAGGAAACAUACUAUGAAGCAGAAGUGCAACCGACGACAAAACAACUAAUGCAGGAUAUAGAAGAAUCUGAUUAUGAAGUGUACAGUGUUUUAGAUGACUUCGAAAUAGAAGACAAUGAACUUUUUGCCGACAAUAAUGAUGGCGCGCUGUGUGAGGAUAUUGUGGAAGCUUCAAACUCCAUCGAAAAUUCCAACAUAUCUGAGGAAGGAAAUGUUGAAGCAGCAGCAAAAAAUGAACCGCCGACCAGUCUUGUACUCAGUUGUUGUGCCUGUACUGGGUUGCAGUUUACUUCGUUGAAGGAUUUAAAGCAGCAUGGGCUUGAAAUUCACAAGACGGAAAUCAGCUCCACAUCCUCCGGGAGUUACAAUUGUGACAUUUGCUACAAACGCUCCUGCAAAAAUGCCCAGCUAGCGAAACAAAAACCCUCGCCGGAAUCAAAGGAAAGAUACGGGUGUACCGAAUGUCCCGCUAGCUACCGUGGCCGUGCGGCCCUGCACAGUCACAUGAAGAGCAAACACGUGGGAAUACGUACGUACGUGUGCGACGUUUGUCAGAAAGCGUUCCACACCUCCAGCACGUUGCUAUCGCAUCGGCAAAUACAUGGCGAGAAGAAAUUCCAAUGCAACACCUGCUCGAAGUCGUUUGUUCGCCGCCAUGACCUUGCGAUUCAUCAAAAUACGCAUUCCACGGAACGACCGUACGAGUGCACCGUGUGCGAGAUGCGUUUUAAAUUGCGCUCCCAUUUGCGUGAUCACCAAUCAGUUCACACGGGUGAACGGUCGAAAAAGUGUCGUAUAUGUGGGGAAGGAUUCCGCACCUACAGCGAUCGUCUGGUGCACGAGAAGCAGCAUGAGAACAUCGAUCUCUUCAAGUGUGACCAUUGCGGAAAGAAGUAUGGUCGAAAUUACAAACUCCAAGUGCAUAUACGGAAGGUGCAUACUGGCGAGCAGCCGUUUGAGUGUACCGAUUGUUCGAAACGAUUCUUCCAGCGAUGGAAACUGAUGGCCCAUCGGCGGAUUGAUCAUGGUGUGGUGUAAGGUGUUAAGGGAGUUAAAAACGAAUAGAGAAGGAUGAAAGUUUACUUUUGAUUGUAGUUUAAGUAUACCGUUCACCUAAACUCAAAGCCAUUGCAUUGAUCAAAAAUUAAAGUUUUAUAAUAGUUUCAAGCGAUUUAACCCAAUACAUCCCAAUGUACGAAAUUUCAUACUCAAAA